Cebus imitator (Panamanian white-faced capuchin) is the source of this 2848-nucleotide messenger RNA. It is a transcript of the gene RBFA, whose product is annotated as ribosome binding factor A. The transcript is spliced from 6 exons. The record is from RefSeq and is a predicted model, not a curated record. The coding region runs from base 90 to 944 and encodes 284 amino acids. Lineage: Eukaryota; Metazoa; Chordata; Mammalia; Primates; Cebidae. Gene Ontology annotation, biological process: rRNA processing.
CCCGCCCACGCGCCGCCACGUCGCGUCAGUCGUCGCUCUGCGCCUGCGCCCGUUGUCUGUUUGGUCGCGCCCGGGUCCUGCGCCCCGCCAUGUGGGCUGCGGCGGGCUGGCUGUGGGGCUCCCGCGCGGGUCUCCGGGUCCUGCUCCGCAGCCGCGAUGCUGCGCUCGUUUCGGACUGCGCGCGGGGACUGCACGGCUCCGCUGUCUCCUGCAAGAACUGGCUCAAGAAAUUUGCCUCCAAAACCAAAAAAAAGUUUUGGUAUGAAGGUCCUUCCUUGGGCUCGCACUUGGUUUCUCUGACUCCAGACUUCUCAGCCUGCCGAGUGUACUGGAAGACAACACUGUCUGCUGAGCAGAACGCACGCACGGAGGCUGUCCUGCAGAAAAGUGCUGCGCACAUGAGGCACCUUUUGAUGUCCCAGCAGACCCUGAGGAAUGUGCCACCAAUAGUGUUUGUUAAAGACAAGCGAAGUGCAGCUCUAGCUGAGAUUGAUCAGUUACUGGCAGUCGCAGACUUUGGACCUCCGGAUCAAAGAGACGACUUUGUGCGAAUUGAUUUCAGGAACCCUGAUGCCCUGCAACCCUGCGGCACCACAGAGCCUACCACAAGCUCCAGUCUGUGUGGGAUCGAUCACGAGGCACUCAACAGGCAGAUUAUGGAGUACAAAAGGAGGAAGGAUAAAGGGCUUGGGGGCCUAGUGUGGCAGGAGCAGGUGGCUGAGCUGACAGUGCAGAUGAAAAAGGGAAGGAAGAAGGCCAAGCCCAGCCUGGAGCGGGACAGCUCCCUCGAGAGUUACCUGUUGGGAGAGGAGGGCGAAGAUGGCCUGGACCUGGAUGGCGCCCCGGAGUACGAAUACUGUGCCCCAGACACAGAGGAGUUGGAGGCUGAGAGAAGAGGUAGUAUAACAGAGGAUGACCGUGGCUGCAGAGCAAGGGGGGAGUAGAUGGCAUUGCGUCAGCUCUGUCCAUCCCAUGUUUGCAAGGAAAAGCAUUGUCACGUGAUGCAGCAUGUUGCUUCAUUGAGGCAGUUGAUGGAGUUAAAACCAUCUGCUCUUCCGCUGCUUGGACAUUUUCUAGCUUUUCCAUGUAUGUAAACACAGUUUGCCCCAGAAAAGUCACUUGUUUUUAACCCCCAUACACUAUGUUUAAUUUAAAAAAUAAAGGGCCAUAUUAUUACAGAUUAUCACAAAAAGAAAAUGGUAAAAUAGCGUCUCUGAGAUGCUGGCAUGGCCACCUUCACCUGCAGAGCCCUGCUAGGUGCCAAUGAGUUCUUGGCCCAAGGGGUCAGACCACAGCAGUGGCGGGGAUGAGAACUGAACCUGCAAACCUGGGGAGAGCAGACGGUCCCCAGGGUCUCCCGACACCCCCAGAGCUGCUGCGUAGGCACAUGGCCCUGGGGCUUUGUCUCUGACUGGCCUCUUUAGCACAGCUUUGUGCAACGGGCUCCACCAGGCUCAGGCCGUGGUUGAGCAGAAAGUGAGUUGGCAGGUUUGCUGCUGAGCCUUCCUGGGCGAGCCUGGCUCUUGUCGUAGUUCCAUCACACGUGAAGUAGCAGCACUUUUCCCUUGGUGGCUAUAGCCACCUAGUGUAUUUUCGAAUCCAUCCAAAUAUGCAGCAUACUUGGUCUUUGCCUUCUAAAGAGUGUGUGACUCUGAGACACAGGCUGUAAAAGGCAUCACUCGUACUGAAUUCGUAUCACCUCUAACACAGGGAUUCAUUUUGCUGUUUAUCCGAAGAGAAGACAUAGAUGCUAUCCCUUGUCAGCUACUAUUUAGUUCAGCUUCCCUCUUGUUGCCCCAGCCUCUCUCAGCUGUCAGGUUCUAAAUUCAGAAUUCUCUAAAUUCUGUCAGGUUCUGCACUAUGAGUUGUGUCAUCCCUCCAAGCCCUGGCUUUUUGCUGGGGCUGUGAGAAUCAAGAUGGCACACGGAAAGCAUCUGUCCCAGGAUCUGCACAUGACAGGUACCCACGGUGCGGGAGCACAAUCUGUGGAAGCAGCAGUGGCUUUAGUCGCUGUGCUCCUGCCAGCCUUCUCCCACGAAAUGAGAUAUGUCCAAGGGAUGGCAGACCCACAGCAUUGAGCAGCCUGCUGUGCUGACCACUGAAUCCAGGCCACGUGCUGCAGACGGUGGCCGUGGGUGAGUGAUGAGGCCACUACCCAGAAAGGUGCUUGUGCACUGUGUGGGGUAGGAACUGUAAGAGAUGCUGCUGCAAGAUGCUGACUUCCUUGUUUUUCGUGUCAUUUGUGCUCUGGGGCUAAGCUGUGUAUAAGUCAUCAAAUGGCAGAAGCAAGAUUUCUCUUUUCAGAUCUACGAAAUAUUUUGUUUAUACUCCACAUUCUUACUUCCUAUAUUGGGAUGGGUAGGCCACUGCCUUAGGCCACUUAGAAGGAUUUAAGACAAUUUGUAAGCAUAGAUGAAACCCCACAUGAUGGUAUGAGUAGGAGAGAAAGAGAAAAAGGGAUUCAGAAAUCAGGCUACGAAGUGUACACCACACAUGAAGGCUCAUACCUGUGUUAUACCAUGAGCCAAAUGUGUAGCUCUAGGGUUUCUGGUAGCCAGUUAAGGGAUGUAUGUGUCUGUGGCUAAUCAUUAUAUAGGUCAGGAUAAUGAGGUGAUACUGUAGUGACAAACGGCAAAUCUCCCUGGCUUAAAACAACCAGUUUGCUUCGUGCUCUUGGUAAGAGACCCUAGUGGGCUGAGGUCAGGCCAAGGCAUUUUGUAUCUGAUGUUAGCGGAACAUGGCUAUGUGAAUUCAUUUAUGUACAGGAGACCUUGCCAUCCUGAUGUUGGAAAUGCAUGGUGAUGAUUACAAGCACAACAUCUUUAAAAAUGUUUUUGUAGGCCUGGCA